AAUUAUGUGCAUUUAUUUUUCCUGAAGUAACCGCACUUCUCUCAUAAAAAAAUAGUUUGUGUGGCAAUCAGGGGAUGACAGUUUCUGUGGUUGUUUAGAGAGCAAAACUGAACUUAUUUUGUACUAAGUUUGUUCUUCGAGGGUGAAAAAGAGUUAUUAGUUGGAAGGAAACAUGACGGAGGGAACAGCGACGAUUAGGACCCGAAAGUUCAUGACCAACAGAUUGUUGGCUCGGAAACAAAUGGUCGUUGAUGUUUUACAUCCCGGCCAACCUUCUGUUAAAAAAACGGAUAUCAGGGAAAAAUUAGCCAAAAUGUACAAAGUUACUCCAGACGUAUGCUUUGUAUUUGGAUUUAGGACCAACUUUGGAGGCGGUAAAUCGACCGGGUUUGCCCUUAUCUAUGACACAUUAGAUUUUGCCAAGAAAUUCGAACCAAAACACAGGCUGGCACGACACGGCUUGUUUGAAAAGAAAACAGGCACACGUAAACAGCGUAAGGAACGUAAGAACAGAAUGAAGAAAGUACGAGGAACGAAGAAAAGUAAAGUUGGUGCUGCCGCCAAGAAGGGUGGUAAGAAAUAGAUUGUUCUAUUUCUACUUUUGAAGUAUAAAUCGAAAGUAAAUCAUUUGUCCUCUGGCUUCAGAUUCAUAUCAUUGUGUGGCUCUAAUCUACAACUCGAAGAUAAUGGUUCUAUAUUUGUGUUGUACAAUAAAUAUUGUCUGAAGUUCAAAA
Molecule: messenger RNA, 734 nt
Organism: Leptinotarsa decemlineata (Colorado potato beetle)
Lineage: Eukaryota; Metazoa; Arthropoda; Insecta; Coleoptera; Chrysomelidae
Gene: RpS24
Product: Ribosomal protein S24
Biological process (GO): translation
Cellular component (GO): ribosome
Molecular function (GO): structural constituent of ribosome
Source: RefSeq, a predicted model, not a curated record